Messenger RNA from Carassius carassius (crucian carp), 920 nucleotides. RefSeq names its product gamma-glutamylaminecyclotransferase C-like. The transcript is spliced from 2 exons. The coding region runs from base 120 to 641 and encodes 173 amino acids. Gene Ontology annotation, molecular function: gamma-glutamylaminecyclotransferase activity. Lineage: Eukaryota; Metazoa; Chordata; Actinopteri; Cypriniformes; Cyprinidae. The record is from RefSeq and is a predicted model, not a curated record.
CGACCCGCAUUUCCUUAUUUCUCUAAAGUAAAACACGUAAGGUUUGGCUGAAGUGUAUUGAGCUUGUUUUAGCAGUUUGUUCUUGUUUUCUCUCAAACUCACAGUUUGAUCUUUGGAUAAUGAAAGUGUUCAUUAUAUUAUCGUUUAUUAUCAACUUGGUGUGUCCCACGGUUUACAAUUAUCAUGUCUUCGUCUAUGGCACGCUGAAGAAAGGCCAGCCCAAUCACUCCAUAAUAAUCAACACCACCAUCGGUCAGGCCGAGUUCCUCUCUCACGCUCGAACCGUAGAGCAAUACCCACUUGUGAUCGCCACCAAAAACAACUACCCCUUCCUGCUCAAUGUGCCUGGUAAGGGUAAGCUUGUCCACGGUGAGAUCUACUCUGUAGACCAGAAGAUGCUGGACUUCCUGGACGAGUUUGAAGAAUGUCCUGAGUUGUACCAGCGCACCAAGGUCCAGCUGGAGGUGCAGGACGGGGACGGUGAAGGAGAAAACACACUGAAGCCUGGAAGCAUCGAGGAAGCGUUUUUGUACAGCACGAAUACAUAUGAACCUGAGUGGCUCCAGAAACCAACAUAUGAUAAUUAUGAUACGAACGGUGAUCACGGACUGCCAUAUCAUGAGGACACAAGCCCUGAGUAAUGAUUGUACAGCUGCUGCUUACCAGGGUCCAAAAUUGACAAUUUAACAACCUGUCAGUGUCACAUCAAUUUACCAUUUAGAUUUUUUACACUUAUGUGUGUGUUUUCUUAAGAGUAGUGGUUGUCACUCCAGUAAUGUAUAUCUAGAUAACAGGUGUAUUUGUACAUAAGCUGUAGAAGUGUUCAUUAUUAUGAGUUUUCUAAACUACACUUUUACUAAAAAAUCAUUAAUUCAGAGUGUUUUCUUUCUUUUUCUUAAAUAUAAAUGACAACAAAUGCA